This is a messenger RNA of Tupaia belangeri chinensis (Chinese tree shrew), 1455 nucleotides long. It is a transcript of the gene WNT7B, whose product is annotated as Wnt family member 7B. Gene Ontology annotation, molecular function: frizzled binding; cytokine activity. Bases 54 to 1103 code for a protein of 349 amino acids. Lineage: Eukaryota; Metazoa; Chordata; Mammalia; Scandentia; Tupaiidae. Gene Ontology annotation, cellular component: extracellular region. Gene Ontology annotation, biological process: neuron differentiation; positive regulation of JNK cascade; canonical Wnt signaling pathway. The transcript is spliced from 5 exons. The record is from RefSeq and is a predicted model, not a curated record.
CGCGCGUCCCCUCCGGCCCCCGCCGUCUAUGGCGCAGCCCCCCUCCGUGGAUCAUGCACAGAAACUUUCGCAAGUGGAUUUUCUACGUGUCUCUCUGCUUCGGCGUCCUCUACGUGAAGCUCGGAGCACUGUCAUGGGUGGUGGCCUUGGGCGCCAACAUCAUCUGCAACAAGAUCCCUGGCCUGGCCCCGCGGCAGCGCGCCAUCUGCCAGAGCCGGCCCGAUGCCAUCAUCGUGAUCGGGGAGGGCGCGCAGAUGGGCAUCGAUGAGUGCCAGCACCAGUUCCGCUUCGGGCGCUGGAACUGCUCGGCCCUCGGUGAGCGGACCGUCUUCGGGCAGGAGCUCCGAGUAGGGAGCCGGGAGGCCGCCUUCACUUACGCCAUCACCGCGGCCGGUGUGGCCCACGCGGCCACGGCCGCCUGCAGCCAGGGCAAACUGAGCAACUGUGGCUGCGACCGCGAGAAGCAGGGCUACUACAACCAGGCCGAGGGCUGGAAGUGGGGCGGCUGCUCUGCUGACGUGCGCUAUGGCAUCGACUUCUCUCGGCGCUUCGUGGAUGCCCGCGAGAUCAAGAAGAACGCGCGGCGCCUCAUGAACCUGCACAACAAUGAGGCCGGCAGGAAGGUGCUGGAGGACCGCAUGAAGCUGGAGUGCAAGUGCCACGGUGUGUCAGGCUCCUGCACCACCAAGACCUGCUGGACCACGCUGCCUAAGUUCCGCGAGGUGGGCCACCUGCUCAAGGAGAAGUACAACGCCGCGGUGCAGGUGGAGGUGGUGCGCGCCAGCCGCCUGCGCCAGCCCACCUUCCUGCGCAUCAAGCAGCUGCGCAGCUACCAGAAGCCCAUGGAGACGGACCUGGUGUACAUCGAGAAGUCGCCCAACUACUGCGAGGAGGACGCGGCCACGGGCAGCGUGGGCACGCAGGGCCGCCUGUGCAACCGCACCUCGCCCGGCGCCGACGGCUGCGACACCAUGUGCUGCGGCCGCGGCUACAACACCCACCAGUACACCACGGUCGGGCAGUGCAACUGCAAGUUCCACUGGUGCUGCUUCGUCAAGUGCAACACCUGCAGCGAGCGCACCGAGGUCUUCACCUGCAAGUGAGGCCGCACGUCCUCGUCCCGCCGCUGUGCGGGCGGAGGUGGGUGAAGGCCGGAGCUCCAGGUGUGUGGGACGGCGGCGGGGCGAUGCCCUCGGCCCUCCUUCCUGCCACCCCUGCCGUCACACCCGGGGCAGGACAGCGCCCAGCUCCUGGGGAGAGGGCCAGGCCAUGGUACCAGUCCCUGGCAAGACAGCGAGUUUGUCGUCUUCCCGACAGGAAAGAGAAUCUCAAGGACACCCACCUGUCCCCGCAAGCAGAGGGGUGACGGACACUGGGGGUGUCCCCCACCUGCUGGCAGACAUGGAAGGGCCCUGACAGCCGGCCACACGCCAGCCUGGUGCCCAGGCCUCAUCC